AUGUCUAGUCAAGUCCCAGAUAUCGAGAAAUAUGCUCCAUCUGAUUCCGGUAGUUCUGAGGCAUCUGAUAUCCUUGAUUUGAAGGAUGAUGAAGGAUGGGAAGAUGCUGAGCCUGAGGAGGAAGAACAAAAUCAAUUUGUAUCAUUAUUAGAUGAUGAAGUCUUCUCCGAUAUGCUUGCAAUGAUUCAACAUUGCAAGGAGAAAUACGGCUUUGAUUUUCUAGAAGUCAGACAAAACCUAGGCCUGGACUUCUACGGCAGUAUCAAACUUACCAAUUACCUAAGAUCCAAAACUCAAAAUGGUGAAAAGCCUUCUCAAAGUAUUUCCAAGGCCGACUUAGAAGAUGAAAAAUACCUUAAACCAGUUUUGGAGGAUGAUGCUUUUCUUUUCUGCCUUGAUGACCUUCCUGAUGUCGUCGAACAAAAUAACGCCGCAGGAAAUGGCAAUGAGGUCGAAUCUGGACCUCUCGUUACGCGGGUAUCUGAAUUAGAAGAAGAGCUCAGAAGGAUUCAAUCGCAAUUUGAAAAUUACAGAAACACUGUCAAUGAAACUCUGGAUGAGCGCUGGAACAAAUCUGCAGGCCCAUCCGCAACCAAAAAGGAAGAAAAGCGAGAUGAUGAUAGCCAUUACUUUACUUCUUAUUCAUACAACGAUAUUCAUGAGACUAUGUUGAAAGAUACUGUUCGCACUGAUGCCUAUCGUGACUUCAUCUAUAAUAACAAGUCUCUCUUCGCAGGAAAAACUGUUUUAGAUGUAGGCUGCGGCACAGGUAUUCUCAGUAUGUUCUGUGCCAAAGCUGGUGCAGCUCGAGUGAUUGGCGUUGAUAAUUCGGACAUCAUUGAGAAAGCCCGUGAGAACAUUUUCAACAACGGCUUCGCGGAUAAAAUCACUUUACUCAAGGGUAAAGUCGAAGAAGUCAAUCUCCCUGUUGAACAUGUGGACAUUAUCGUUAGCGAAUGGAUGGGUUAUUGCUUGUUGUAUGAAGCCAUGCUCGACAGUGUCAUCUGGGCUCGAGACAAGUACCUGAAGCCUGAUGGAUUAAUGGUUCCAAGUCACAUGAACAUGUGGGUUGCUCCUGUGGCUGAUCCGGAUUAUGUGGCCGACCACAUUGAUUUCUGGAGAGACGUUUAUGGAUUCGACAUGAAAGCAAUGCAAGCUGGAAUCCAUGAGGAUGCUCAAGUCCUUGAUAUGCCAGCUAGCACGAUCUGUGGCGAACCGGUUCCAUUCUUGCAAUUAAGCUUGCACACAACCACUGUUAAAGAUCUCACUUUCAGGAGAAAGUGGGAAACAAAGCUUACUCAAGACAUCGAUGCAUUAGAUGGCUUCAUGAUUUGGUUCGAUAGCUUCUUCUUACCCAUGCGAACGGAUGAAGUUCCGGUAAAUGCAAAGGCCGAGGAGUGGGCAAAAGAGGGGAAGAAGGGAGUAGCAUUCACAACUGGUCCUAAAGCCAAGGUGACACAUUGGAAACAAGGUGUCUUGCUCAUCGACAAUAUCAAAGAACAAUCGAAGGAGCAUAAAGUAGGCGAAGAGAUUAGUGGAGAGUUAGAAUAUCUGGUUGCAGAUGAUUAUUCAAGAGCUCUGACUAUUGGUGUGGACUGGAAGUUCAAUGGGGAGGAGGCUGUCAAUUCUCAAACAUGGAAAAUGAGAUGA
Messenger RNA from Sclerotinia sclerotiorum 1980 UF-70, 1650 nucleotides. RefSeq names its product S-adenosylmethionine-dependent methyltransferase superfamily domain-containing protein. The coding region runs from base 1 to 1650 and encodes 549 amino acids. NCBI's taxonomy places the organism in Eukaryota, Fungi, Ascomycota, Leotiomycetes, Helotiales, Sclerotiniaceae. Gene Ontology annotation, biological process: peptidyl-arginine methylation. The record is from RefSeq and is a predicted model, not a curated record. Gene Ontology annotation, cellular component: nucleus. The transcript has 2 exons. Gene Ontology annotation, molecular function: protein-arginine N-methyltransferase activity.